Messenger RNA from Sciurus carolinensis (gray squirrel), 2897 nucleotides. It is a transcript of the gene Fcer2, whose product is annotated as Fc epsilon receptor II. Lineage: Eukaryota; Metazoa; Chordata; Mammalia; Rodentia; Sciuridae. The record is from RefSeq and is a predicted model, not a curated record. The transcript has 10 exons. Bases 209 to 1414 code for a protein of 401 amino acids.
UCUGGCUGUCCCCAGCAGCUCAAGCCUCUCUCCACCACUCUGGGCCGCGCUGACCUCUGGGAUCGGUGCCCACACUCAAGAGGACAGGGACUCCGCUCCAGUGAGGGUUCGGAGAUCCCAGCUGGAGCUGUGACGUUGACGUGCCCGGAGGCCAGCAGCUCAGCAGGCAGUGAGCGUCCCGUCGCCAGGGGAUCCAAGCAGGACUGCCAUGGAGGGACGGCGAUACGCAGGGUUCUCGGAGCCCCCCAGGAAGCGAUGCUGCAGGCAGAGGCUACUGCUCGUCCUGUUGGGCAUGCUGACCACAGCGCUGUGGGCUGGGCUGCUGACCCUGCUUCUUCUGUGGCACUGGGACACCAUGCGGACCUUGAGACAGCUGGAAGACUCUGCUGCCCGGAAUGUCUCCCAAGUUUCCAGGGACCUGCACAGGUACCAGAGCGACCAAAUGGCCCAGAAGUCCCAGGCUGCUCAGCUGUCGCGGAACAUGCAAGAACUCCGGGCUCGGCAGAAGCAAAUGGAAUCUCAGGACUCCGAGCUCUCCUGGAACCUGGACAGACUCCUAGCAGACCUGAGCGACACCAAAUCCCAGAGUGAGUCUUGGGAGGGUCGGGGGUGGGGAGGGGGCCUGUCCGUCAUCCCUGAGCACCGCCCCCUCCCGGCGCCCCAAGGCUUGAACCAGAGGCGCGCAGCCUCCGACUCGCUGGAGAAGCUCCAGGAAGAGGUAGAGAAGCUGCGGAUACAGAUACUGGUGUCCAAGGGCUCCGCGUGCAACACGUGCCCCGAGCAGUGGCUCCACUUCCAACAGAAGUGCUACUACUUCGGCAAGGGCGCCAAGCGGUGGGUCCAGGCCCGGUUCACCUGCAGCGACCUGGAAGGGCGUCUGGUCAGCAUCCACAGCCAGGAGGAGCAGUCCUCCAGCCUAUGCUGCCCCACAGGACUUCCUGACCAAGCAUGCCAACAAGAGGGGCUCCUGGAUUGGCCUCCGGGACCUGGACCUGGAGGGGGAGUUUAUCUGGAUGGAUGGGAGCCCCGUGGGCUACAGCAACUGGAACCCGGGGGAGCCCAACAACCAGGACCAGGGCGAGGACUGCGUGAUGAUGCGGGGCUCGGGCAAGUGGAACGACGCCUCCUGCCGCAGCCAGCUGGACGCCUGGGUGUGCGAGCGGCUGGCCACCUGCGGGCCACCGGCCCCCUCAGCCUCCGGGGACCUGUCAGAACCUGCUCCCCCACGUGGGCUCUGAGAGACCCCUGCCCAACUCUCUGGGCCCUCCCCACCUUGAUCACAGGAAGCCGAGCCCAGAGUGGGGCCCAGAGGACCCCCAGCAAGGCAGGGGGCCCCCAUGACUCCCUCCCCCAAAACAACCCGUCCUCGCUUCCGUCAGUGCCCCAGAGGGCCUGUCCCUUGCUUUUCGACUAAGCUGGCCAUCACCCCUUCCUGCCUUCAAAGGCCGGGUCCCCCCAGAGCCUGCUGGCAGCCUGCCGGAUGGAGUCCCUCGCUGGAGCAGAGCAGCCCAGCCAGCCAGGGAGCUGCGGAGGACAUGGGGCUCUCACCUGGGACCACCCUGUGGUUGGUCUGUGACUCCCAUCCCAUCAGGAGUGCCCUGUCCCUUCCCCUUGUCUUCAGCACCUCAGGACAGAGACCCCCUGCUGCCCCGCCUGCCUUGGUGAAUGGUUGACAACGGCCCCCACUCUGGUCCCUGCCUCAGAGCUCAGGCUGGUUCCGUCUGCACGCUGGAAACUCCAGAGCCUGGUGUCCAGACGCCCCACGAGGUGGAGUCUGUACCUUCUCUGCCUUACCUUUUCCUCCUUCACCACAAGAACUAGGUGCUAGCUGGCAUCUGGAGAUGAAGAUCCUGGGGUCCAACAGACCCUGGGAAUGCGGUCGGCGAGGCAGCAGAGCCUAGCCACAUCCCCUGCCUCAGGGCCACAGACGGGAGGGCAUAAUUUGACGCAUGGGAAGUGUCCAAACAGGGCUGGUGCAGAGAAGGUGCUCACAAAGUGCCCUCUGGAGAGGGGGACAGGAAGGGGACCUGGCGACCCAGGCCAGCUCCAGUCUGGAGGUGCCUGGGAGGCCGAGGCAGCACCAAGGUGGACCCAGACUGACCAGGGCCACAGAGGGAGGAAGCAGGUCAGGCCCACAGGUCAGGCCAACUCUGGGGUCCCCCCGGCCUCUGCUCUUGCCCUGGAGACACCUCCGCGCCUGCAGGAAAUGCUGGUGGGAUCUAGGUCAAGCCGUGUUGGAACCCGCUCAUUUCUCACCUGCCCCUGCCUGGGUCCUGCUCCCAGCCUCACCCCCUCGGGCCUCUGCUCCAGGCUCCAAGUCUCCCCCGCUUUUUUUGAGAUGGGUUUGUGUUCCCGAGGCUAGCCCCAAACUCCUGGGUUCAAGUAGUCCUCCUGCCUCAGCCACCUGAGCAGCUGGAACCAUAGGCACAUGGCAUUGCCCCAAAACCUUCCAGAAGUUUCCUUACAGCUCAGGAAAAAAAUCCUUUCUGUUUCCUGGAUGACAGCAGAAGCCCUAGCUCCCAUCCCACCACCCCAGCCUCCUCGCUAUUCCGAGCAUGCGUGCUCGCCCGCCUCGGGCUUUGCAUGUGGUUCCUCCUGCUCAAUCCACCCUCCAAGUCCCUGCUCUCCAUGGGCUCAUCCCAGCUCCCCACCCACCCACUUUAAAAUCGCAGCCCUGGGCAGAAGUGAAGCUCAGUGGCAGAUGAGUCUCACGCGUGCAAAGCCCUGGCUCAUCCUCAGCACUGCAAAAAAUAAACAAAAUCACACCCUGAUGUUUUCCCCAGUCCCAGUUAGAAUGUGAGCUUCAGGAGGGCAGGUACCUUCAUUUUCUUAGCUGUGUCUCCUGUGUCUGGCUCAUUGUAGGCGCUCAAUAAAUACCUGACUAAUAAAUCUGCGUG